AUGCUAUCCCAAACUACAAGGGAGGAACCUCAACAGUCAGUCGAGCAACCCAGUGACUCCACCCGCAUGUCCACAUCUUUCAUUAAAUCACACUAUGUUUUAAUUGUCCUGUGUAUUGUUUUACUUGGUAUAAUAUUUCAUCUUCGUCACAAGAUAGGAGAAUUGCUCGAUAGAUAUAGAACUAGACGCAGAAUCCAACAAGGUUAUUAUCAAAACUUGGGUUCGUUCGAAGGCGAUGUCAAUGACGGAUUGAGCAGUUUAAAUUUUGAUUUGGAGGCUAACAAUCUGAAUGAUACAAGGAAGGGGUUGAGUGAAGCUGCAAAAGAAGAGAUAAAAAAGAUUAUGAACACUAAAGGUGUUGGCUUUGAUGAGGCUAGAUUAGAAUAUACAAGAAGUGAGUUGAACAAAAAUGAUAUAGAUGAAAACGGUUUACCAAGGGAUCCCAAAUUGGUGGUGUUUUGA
Lodderomyces orthopsilosis Co 90-125 is the source of this 462-nucleotide messenger RNA. RefSeq lists its product as uncharacterized. The transcript has a single exon. Lineage: Eukaryota; Fungi; Ascomycota; Pichiomycetes; Serinales; Debaryomycetaceae. Bases 1 to 462 code for a protein of 153 amino acids. The record is from RefSeq and is a predicted model, not a curated record.